Molecule: messenger RNA, 177 nt
Organism: Opisthocomus hoazin
Lineage: Eukaryota; Metazoa; Chordata; Aves; Opisthocomiformes; Opisthocomidae
Source: RefSeq, a predicted model, not a curated record
AUGCCAGUGGCCUUGGAGCUGCGGUGCCAGAGGACUGUUAUCAACACAAUGCUGGUGACAUGUGCUGUUUGCUGCUACCUGUUUUGGCUGAUUGCAAUUCUGGCUCAACUCAACCCUCUCUUUGGGCCGCAGUUAAGCAAUGAAACAAUCUGGUAUCUUAAAUAUCACUGGCCUUAA